This is a messenger RNA of Galleria mellonella (greater wax moth), 2664 nucleotides long. RefSeq names its product mucin-5AC (gene Sap130). NCBI's taxonomy places the organism in Eukaryota, Metazoa, Arthropoda, Insecta, Lepidoptera, Pyralidae. Gene Ontology annotation, biological process: negative regulation of transcription by RNA polymerase II. The coding region runs from base 203 to 2509 and encodes 768 amino acids. The record is from RefSeq and is a predicted model, not a curated record. Gene Ontology annotation, cellular component: Sin3-type complex. The transcript is spliced from 12 exons.
AGUGACGUUGUUGGUUGUUCUAGUUACUCUGUUCAAUCAAGAAUGCGAUUGUUGUGCAUUAUUUCUUUUUGCUUGCAUCUUUUUCAAAUUUGUAUUUCUAUUGAAUUCUACUGAAAUUCAGACAUUUUUUUCUUAAAUUUGAAGUAUAUGGGAUUUCUAAUGUAAAAAAUGUUAUUCAGUUAAAAGAAAAUAUAAUAACAAAAUGAGUAAUAACUUAGAAAAUGAUAGAACAGUCACAACGGGCAAAAUGUAUCCCAUUGAUUUGGCCCCGCAAAAAAUAACUAUUGUGAAAAGUGUAUCCAAUACCGAAGUCAAAAUGGCUCAUGUGAUACCUUGCCAGCCGAAGACAACAAACACUAAUCAAAUAAUUACGCACGCUGGGCAAGUAGGCUUGAUGCGUCCAACCGCUCAGAUCAUUUCUCCAAGCGUCGCUUCUCAGCAACAAAUGAUUGUAAGUGGGUCCCCUAUAUUACAAAGUACACAGAUAAUGUCUCAAGGACAAAGCAAUCAGAUUAUAUCUCAGUCACAAUUGAUCAGUUCUGGACAGAUAUUGAGUCCAGCAACCCAGAUAAUUAGUCAAGGGAGCCAGUUAUCAGCACAGCCAGCAAGCAACACUAAUGUGCAAACUUCUGGUGCACCACCAGUAAGUGCAGCACAAGUAUUAAAUGUGGGAGGGCAGCUGAUGAGUGGGCAAGGUAACCUGGUUGUCAGUCCAUCUGUGCGUACACUACCACCUGUAAGAGUAUUGCCACCGUUGCCUCAUCACAAUACUAGACCAGCUGUGUUGUCAAAUGUGAAUGUAAGUACUACAGGUGGUGGUGGUGUACUAGUUAGUAAAGGAGUGGGUGUGACAAGCCAUGUGCCCCAUGUCCCACGAGGCCUGGCUGCUGGUGCUUCGCUUGCUAUCAGACAAGUUGCACCAACCCCCGCUCCUCAGCCAUUGGCUACAGGUAAUAGUUGGUCAGGAGGUAAUCGUGGGCCACGGGGAGUACUAUACGGAGCGCGUGCACCUCCACCUCGCGUAAGCACGCCGCGCUCGUCCGCUCCCGUUUCCGCCCCCGCCUCCGCUCUCGCCCCAGCCUCUGCGUCUGCACCAGCACCUUUACCUGGGCCACCAACAAACUUUGCAGGCGCACCUACGAUACCAUUGUCCUCUGCUGCCCUGUCCACCACACAGCCAUCGCAUUCUGCUAUCGUAACAUUGGCGACUACAUCUGUGCUUACAUCCAGCGGAGUGAUAGCAGGCACCAUCCGCGGCGCGGCGCCGCGGGCCGCCACGCCUGCGCCGGCUGCCAGUGCUGUGGCCCCGACCACCGCCUCCGCUGCAAAUGUUGCUGUUACCCCACGACCUUUGCCACUGCUACAAAGGAACUACCAGUCGAAGGUGGUGGGUGUGGCCAGUGUAGGCGUACGUGGUGUGGUGGGCAACAGUGCGCCGGCGCAGCUGUACUACGAGGUGCCGCGCCCGCUGCCGCAGCGCCCUCUCACGCCUUUCCCGCUCCACCAAACGCACCAAUCCCACCAGACGCAUCAGCCGCAUCAAUUACACCAAUCGCACGCGCCUACUCCAGUUGGCAUAGUAAAUCCUGUAUCCUCAACUAUAUCUGAGAACAGACCGCCACCAACUUCCAUCACAUCUGUGCUUCCAAGACCGUCCAUACUGAGGAAACGAGAUAUAGAUGGUUCACCGACCAAGACAGGAAGUGGUCAUUUGCUUGCGUACGGCCGAGAAGGUACAGGCUGGGAGGACGUUCCAACAGGCAUGAGUAGCAGUGGAGCCAUUGCCGGUGUGGGAGCGGAAGCGGAAACGGGCGCGGGAGUGAUGGACGGCAACGGUUCGGGUGGUUCCACCACCAUCUCAGCAUCCUCGUCUCCUGCGCCCGACGACGAACCCGAUCCGCCACGUAUUGACAAUGACGUCUCUCCAAGAAAGAAGCCGAGGAAACAAAUGUUAAGCAGUGAAGUGAGACAGUGCGAAUUUCCGGCAGAAGAAACACCGCCCCCACCAUCUCCAUCCCCAGUGACCGUCAAUCCUCCGCCUAAACGGCCGCUGCUAAGCUCGAGCUAUGUGUGUGGCUGGCGCGGCACGGCGCUACACUUCGUGCGGCCGGCCGACGUGCGGCGCCGAGAGCCGCGCGCUUCCGACAUACUCGCCAUCGCCAGUCAGAAGCACGUUCUCACCAGCGCCGACGGCUGGAAGAUUCACCAUCUCACCGCGCAAAUGGACGACUUGGUUUCAUUGGAAGCUGACGUAGGUGAACAAUUAGCAGGCGUGUUACGAGCAGUGGAGACUGCUUCUGGACGGGCACUUACCGUGCUACGACCACAUUCACACACAUUAUUAGAAUUAUUGAAGGGUAAUAUACAAAGAAGUAAAAUAGUUUGCGAAGGCAUACAAGAAGCUCGUGAUGACAUCCUUAGAGUAUUUACACAUAGAAAUUUCGUGUCAGACAUUUUGACACGACAAGCCGACAAACGGUGCUUCAGAAAACACCGAUCGCAAUCGUAGCAAAAUGUUGAGAUAAAUAAAUUCUAUAUUGUGCUUGUAAAUAAUUUAUGUAAAUGUUAAAAUAAAAUAACAUUUAAGUUAAAGAUUGCCUUGAAUGACUUGCGUUUUGGUAACUUAGAGUAAUUAUUUUACUAUAAUAAAUGUUUUGUAAUAUU